UUGGAUUCACUUUCACAUAUUAAUACAAUUCGACCAAGUCGUCUAAUCGAUCAACAAAAUGCAUUGAAAUCCAAUGAAUGGUCAAUCGAAGAUAUCGGAUUCUCAAAUCUUCUUUUGAUAAAUGAAAAUGAGAAGAGCCUCAUUGAAACUGUCACUUUACCAAUAUUGGAUAAAUCGGAGGCGGAAAUUGUGCACAAAUUGUUGGAUGGCUCGAAAAAUGUUGAUUUUUGCACGUGGUCUCCGAUUCCGGUUCGAUAUUUUUGGAAGAAAAUUGAUGCGAUUCCGGUUUUGAGUUCGGCUUCUUUACCACAUUUCACACUGGUUGUUAAUAAAGAAAAUGCGGAAUUGAGGAAUGGAAAAACCAAGAUUAUUGUGCAUUUUGCUAAUGAUAAGGUAAGUUUUUAGGGGUUUCCAAGUUUUAGAGCUUAUGAAAAUCAAAAAUCUCAAUUUUUGCAGAAAGAAGUUGUGAAAAAACUAACAGACGAUCUUCGAAACCGCGAACAAAUCAGUGUUUGGAAAGCGGAAAGAAAACGAGUCGAUUCGAAUUCGAAUUCAUCCGAUGAACCAUUUUGGAUAAAUUGGACAGAUCGAGAAAAACGAGAAUUGAAAUCGAAAGGAUCGGUUAGUGGAUAUUCGAUUGAUCUCAAAUCACAUUCUCCAUAUUUUUCAACAAUUCAUUCGUGGAAAUUUGUUAAUUUGUCCAAUUAGAUCUUUUUUUAUUUUAUGUUAAUGUUUUUUUCUCAAUAUCGGUUCAUAAUUCACGGGUUUUUCAUGUUUUUUUCUUUCGAAAAUUUUGAUGUUUUUUGAAAACAUUUUUUUUUGUAUAAAGUUUAAUAUAUUUCCGGAUGUUAGUAUUGCGCUCGACUUCCAAAAUAUCCAGAAAAACAAGUUUAUUAAAAUCAAAGCGGGUGAUGAUAAUCUCUGUCGACCCAGAAAUUUUUAACCCUUGAAAAAUACGUUUCAAAAAUUUUAUUCAUUUUGUAGUAAUAGAAAAUUUCCAGUCUACAAUCCACUUUUCCACCUUUAAUACCUUGCAGAACAUUUCCAACUUGAGAAUUAUUUCCAGCUUCAUUGUGAAUCAUUUGGCUCUAAAAAAACGAUUUUGAAGAAGUUUCAGAAUUCUAUUGUCAGUUCGCAAUUUCAAUGAAAAAUAAGAAAAUCACUGGAAAAACUAUACAUAUAUUUUUGACGUGACCUUUUUAUGAUUGAAUUUCAUUUCGAUAUUUCUCGGAACCUUUUUUACUCAACACUUCAAAUCGUGUAUAAGACAAAUAAGGCAAGAAAGCGGGAGAUGUCGCUGAAAACGUUAAUUUUUAGGAUAAAAAAUGUUUUUUGAAUACUAAGCCUAAGCCUUGUAAAAAAAUUGAAAUUUCAAAAAUGCACAUUUUCAGCCUAAUUUCCAAAAAUCUGGCACAAAAAUCCAUCCGAAAAAGCAAAAAAAAAAAUAUCAGUUUGUAUGCGGGAUCGAACUCGCCACUCUCAGAUUCAAAAUCAAGCGCUUUACCACUUAACUAUUCAUCUUUUUAUUUGCAGACCACAAAAUGGUCAAUGAAUAAUUUGCAGACCCAAAAGAAAUUUGGGACUGCUUAUUUUUUCUUUGAAAGUUUUGAAUGCGAAAUUGCACCUUUCUAGGGGGUUUACUAAGCCUAAGCCUAAUGAAAAUGUUGAAAUUUCAAAAAUGCACAUUUUCAGACUAAUUUUCAGAAAUCUGGCACUAAAAUUAAAAAAUUUGUAAUUUUAAAAAAUCGCUAAAAAAUCCCGAAAUUGCACCUUUCUAGGGGGUUUACUAAGCCUAAGCCUAAAUAUCUGUAAAUGUUUUUGGUUUUCAAAAAUUUCUCAACUUUUCUAGCUCUUCUCGAAGUUUCCCAAAAUCUAAGCUCCGCCUUUUUUUCGCACCUUGACUUCGGCGGUGCCUUUGAAGUUUAAAAUGUCCGAGGACGGUCGAUUUUGGGUAUCUACGGAUUCAGGAGAACUAGACGAAUCGAAUGAGCUAUAUAUUGAAGGAUUUGGUUGAGUUUGAAGGGUAGAAAUGGUUGGUCAAAGUUAAGAUACCCUUUUCAAAGGCGGUAGGGUUGUAAAAGUCGGGUCGAGUGGCAUCGUAAAAGGAAGGUGCGAAAAUAGAUGAGAGAGUGUGAGAAAUAGAGAGACGCAGAGAUAGAAAGAGUGGAAUAUGGGAAAGUAAGGAAGGACUGUGAGUGGAAUGAAAGAGAGAGAGAGAGAGAGAGAGACGCAGACAGACAUAGAAAAGGGGAAGGAAUAUGGUGAGACUAGUGGUUGUAAAUGACAGGUGGUGUGGUAUGCUACAGUCAGUCCACACUUUUUUAUCUUUAAUUUAUACUUAUUAUUUCAUUUAUUUAUUUUGUAGUUGAAUUUGUGUAAUAGUUUGUGGAAAUUUUGAAUUUUCUUCAAUUUUUUUGAAAAAUUCACAAAAUUUCUGAUUUUUUGGUAUAUUUUUCAUGAAAUUUGGAAAAUGUUGAAAAUUUGCCAAAUACAGUAAUCUUUGCAGUCUGGCUACAGUAACCCUGAGGCUACAGUAUACCUUGCAGUCCGAAAUAGCCUCAAGCUACCGUAACCGCAGGGUUACAGUAUCCCUUGCAGUCUGAGGUUGUCACCUACAGUAAUCCUUGUAGUCUGGGGCUGUCAACUACAGUAUACCUUGCAGUCUGAGGUUGUCACCUACAGUAAUCCCUGCAGUCUGGGGCUAGCAGCUACAGUAAUCCUUGCAGUCUGGUUACAGUAACCAUUGCAAUCCGAGAUACAGUAACCCUCAGUCUACCGUAAUCCUUGCAUUCUGAAAAUCUAAUAAAAUUGUUGAAAUUCACAAGUUUGUCAAUAUCCCAUCAUUUAUCCUAACACAUUCCCCUUCCGAGAAAUAGUAUAUAAAAAUGAGAGAGACACACAUCGUAAAACAGUCUUUUGACACCUUGGCUCAAAAAACGAGACAGUAUGUGAAAAUAGGAGAGUAUGGUUGUAAACUGUCAUCUCUCGACUUGAUAUUUUACCUAACUUUUGAGAAAAAAUAAAAGUUCGCAUACGAAAUUGAACUUGUCACCUUGAGAUUCAAAAACAGUACACUUACCACUGAACUAAUUGAAUGUUUAUUUGCACACCACUAAAUGUCAAAUAAAUAAUAUUAAACUAGCAGACCAUAUGGUCUGCUGCAUGCCAGUAUAAAAAUAAAAAGCAGCAGACCAUUUGGUCUGCUGAUUAAUUUUAAAGCUGGUCUGAUUAUUCUUCUUUUUCAAUGAUUUGUAUAUGUGAAUUGUUAUAUUUUCAAGUUGUUCUGUUGAUUUUCAUGAUUCACAACUAGGUCAAAGGUUGUAAAACACUUUUCAAGAUGACAAAUUCACGUGACUACCUGCCACAUCAUAAAUCGGUUGUAAAUCUAAAUAAGUCUUGUUGUUUUUUGUCUAUUUUCUUGUCAAAAUAUGACAAUCUGUCGGUUGUAAAUCAAGUUUGACCCUGUUCCAACAUCCUAUUUUUGCACAAAACACAUGAUUUACAACCUACUUGUCAUCCGCUUUUUCAUAGGUCAUCUCUUAUUCAACACUUUUUAUUUACUUCAACUUUUCUUUUCCUUUUCAAAACUCUCGUUUUCAUGCGAAAAUUCAAACAAAAAUAAAUAUUUUCAAAAUCCCACGUUUUGUUUGUCCGCAAUUGCGCGUCAUUUCACGUGUGUCGCACUGAAUUAUUUCGAAUUUUUCAUUUCCGUUUUUUAGCCGCCGCCCAACUCGUAAAUGGCGCAAAUCUUUGGUGAUUUCGAUGAAAUCUGGUCAGUUUUUUGGGUUUUCAUGAAAAUUGGGUGGAUUUUUAUUAGCAUAUAUUGAUUUUACAUGAAAAUAUUGAUUUUUCCAGGCAUUUUCCACCAAAAAUCUCUUUUUGGUGGAAAAUCAACAAUUCGAUGGUGAAAGGAGCAAAUCGAUGGGAAUUUAAGUAAGUUGAGAUGAUUUGAAAGUAAAAGAGAGAUACAUUUAUGAAAAAUAUUGAUUUUUCCAGGUUUUUCUACCAAAAAUCGAUUUUUGGUAGAAAUCAAGGAGGAUUUCUGGAUGGUCAUCUUGAAUUCCAAUCAUAAAAGUAAGUCAAAAUAUAAACAAAAGGGGAAGAUGACCUAGGUCAAUAACUUCCCAAAAAUCUGACCCGACUUGUCACAUGUCAACUUUUCGCUAGUUAGGUCAUCUCUAAGCCACGCCCCUUUCCCCUUCCCCUAUUUUCUAGUCAUUCUGUUAUUAUUUACUUUUUCUAUUCACUUUUCUAUUUAUGUUUUUGCAGUUCAAUCAAUUGCAUCAACAUUAUUGGAACAAAUAUGGAAAUGUAAGUUCAUUUUUCGAAAUUUCAUUCAAUAUUUAGAAAAAAGCAUGAAUUUUUGCAGAUUUCGGCGGACAAAACAACAAUCGAUGGAUUUGA
Messenger RNA from Caenorhabditis angaria, 4404 nucleotides. Lineage: Eukaryota; Metazoa; Nematoda; Chromadorea; Rhabditida; Rhabditidae. The record is from the annotation of a GenBank genome assembly.